Thamnophis sirtalis is the source of this 3507-nucleotide messenger RNA. The record is from RefSeq and is a predicted model, not a curated record. NCBI's taxonomy places the organism in Eukaryota, Metazoa, Chordata, Lepidosauria, Squamata, Natricidae.
AUGUCCCAAAUGGAAAAUGAAUCACUGAGAGAAGAUGUGGGUGAAUCUGAUGAAAAUGUGCAAAAGACAGUGGAGGAAGAUGUGACCAAGAAUAAUGGCGAGGAAGCCGAACCUACGUUUAUGAGCCAGAAAAGUCCAGAAGCCAAAAGUCCAGAAACCAAAAGUCCAGAAGCCAAAAUCCCUGAGCUCAGGUUAACAUUAUCUCUUCUUUCUCUAGGUCAUGGAAUCUCAAAUGUCAUUGAAAAAGCAGAAACAUCCCUAGGGAUCCCCAGCCCUACUGACUUACCAUCUGAUGCCAGAGAUGCAAUAAAAGAAAGCCACAAUUCUGAAGAUGUAAGUGAUGACAAGAAAGAGAAUGAAAAUCCCUCACCUCUCAGUGGUGCUUUUGGAAUGUUUUCUACCAUUUCUUCUGCUGUUCAGAGCACGGGGAAAACAGUUAUAAGUGGAAGUCUGGAUGCAUUAGAAUACAUCGGUAAAAAGACAAUGGACGUGAUAGCUGAAGGUGACCCUGGAUUUAAGAAAACAAAAGGCUUGAUGAACAGAAAUUCCACACUAUCUCAGGUCUUGCGAGAGGCCAAGGAAAGAGAACAACAGAGGACAGCUGCUGAGGUUUCCAUGACUACAGAGAAGAAAGCACAUUACGGAUUGCUUUGUGAAAUCUGUUAUAAGUACACUUUCUGGUGAGGAGUUUGCUACUUUAAAGGAAGAGCUGGAAAAGCUGAAAGAAGCAUUUUCAUUAGCUGAAUUUGAUGAUGAUGAAGAUGAAGAAGAAGAAAAAAAAGAAGACGAAGAUUUCACAGUUGAAGUGGGCAUACUCUUUUCACAGCUGCGCAUCUCUCUAAAACCAGCUAAAUUGCUCCAAGCAAGGAACUCUGCUCAUGAAUUAGUUAAAAACCUCAACAUGCAAGUGGUCAAGGAAGCAGAACAACACGAAGGAGAAGGAGACCAGGAAGUGGGCUCAGGAGAUACUGAGCAAGAGAAUAAAAAGUCAGUGGAGGAUAUUCACAUGGUUGCAAUCACAAGCCUGGCUGAGUUGACGGCUUAUUCCAUUGAAAUGUUCCACAAAACUGCAGCAUUGGUUCUUCAUGGGCAAAAAGAAGAUGUGUUGGCUAUAAUCCGAGCUAAAGCCCUUUCCCAAAUGACCAUUUUGCUGUGCAAACAAUUGUCAUCUCUCUCUAAAGAAUUUGCCACAUGCUUAACAACUGCAGGGGUGGAGAAGAAGGCUGAUGUGCUCAACCCUUUAAUCACGGGAGUGUUUUUGGAGGCUUCCAACAGUGCCUCUUAUAUCCAAGAUGCCUUCCAACUACUUUUGCCAGUGCUGCAGAUCUCGCACAUCCAGUCUCAGAAAGAGUUAUCUCAGCAAUAAAUCAAAGUCUGACUAAACUGGAACAUCACUUCCAAUGGACCUGAAUGGAAGUUCCCUUGUUCCAUAAGAAGAUGAAAGCGUUUUAAUAUAAAUUAAGACAUAUAUGUUGACUUGUAGUUUUCCACCGACCAGAAUAAGGCCAUUAUGUAGCCACCUACCUACAUAGACAAGAUGGCAGCAAAGGCAGCAUAGGAAGUUUGUAAUGCAAUUUGUCUUCAUUGUUUUGCUGGAUAAAGUUCUAUCUGCUUCUGCUCUUUAGUCUUCUGCAUUAUGCUCCUUGAGAUAAGAGCGUUAUUAAGGAAAGUGCAAGGGGCGCAUAGCAUAACAAUGUUCAUGGCAUGAGACCUUAGAUUAUUGGAGUCAGUAGCUGCUGCAAUUGCAUUAUACUCACAUUGAAAUGCUAUUUUAAGUAAAAUGCCUAGCACUCCAAAGAGAUGCUGAGAAAAUAAGAUUUGUUUCAGGACAUGUGAGUGAUAUUUCAAUUGUCUACUCUAAGAUCUGGAGAUCCCAAAGGGGGGGGGGGGAACCUUUAAAAGAACAGCUAAGGUUGUAGCUGUAAGGGUUAUUUGAAAGGAGAAAAAGGGCCACUUAUAUAUUUUGACUUGCUCCCCAGUAAGCUUUAUGCUUCCCGUGUGAAAAGGUUUUAGACAAAUUAAUGGUCUGACCUUUUAUUGAUGGACGUUCUCUACUAGUGCUAAUUUGAGAUAGAUUUGGGUUGUUUUUUUAGAGAAACACUUUUUAUGUAAUAGCAUCUGACGUUUAAAUAAACACAUUUUGCUAGACCUCACUUAGUCAAUAGAUUUUCAGUGUCCUACUUCCUUAGCAGUAAAUAAAAGGAGCCAGAAGGAGUUGACUUGAUUGAAAGAAAAGUAAGGCUUUUGAUAAAUGCCUUGAAGUAAGAUGGGCGGUUUAUAAAUUUUAUAAAUAAAUAAAUAAAAUGAAGCUAUCAAGGGGAGCUUACAACUUGGAUGCAGCAUCUCAUGACUCAUUAGCCCCACUCAUGACUCUGGAUAUUUCUAUGAAAAUAAUUUUUCAGGUUCUGGAACUUUGCCUGAAUUCCCAAAUUGUGAUUUAAUUCUUCGUAUCAUAACUCCAAAGACUUCAGAAUACAAAUUCCUCUUGUCUUUUUUGUCCAAUUGUUACCUUGUACAAUUUUGUCUUGUUCCAUAAUGUAUAUGUUUGUUUACUUGUUCCUUCCUAGAAUCUGCUCAGGGAAAUUCUACUAAGUUUUAUGUUUUGAACAAGCAGCUUUCUAUGAUUACAAUAACUCAAAUAUCACUUCAGCAAAGAAAAAAGAGUUGAACUGCAACUCGUUUUACUUUAGUGAAUGUCCUUGCUUUUAACUUUAUUAGCAUUUCUUUGUUUUAACUGUGAUUCUAAAUUUCCAUCUGGUUGCUUGAUGGCCUUAGAGUUACUAAAUUACUUUAUUACCAUAUUAUAGCAUUAGCAAGGAAUGUUGGAACAAUGCAUUAUAUACAUAUACAUACGUCUGUGUGUGUGUAUUUAAAAAUGUUUAAACACAUAUAUGUGUAUGUACAUACAUACAUACACACAUUCAGUAAAAAAUACCCCUUAACUUUACAAAUAAAUUAGGCUUUUAGAUAGUUUAAUUUCUAGCAAAGAAUCUAUUUUAUCUAUUCUAAAUAUGUAUGUGUAUAUUGUAUACAGAGAAUAAAUGUCUUAUGAUGCAAUAAGGAAAUGGCUGCUUAUUAAGUAAGUUGACCAUUGAAUACCUACAGUUACUAAUGUUCAGGUCAACAAAACAAUAUUUUGCCAUGUGCUGCUUUCCUACAUUUUCUUGCUUAUUCAUGUAUGGAAGAAAUCUGCAUUGUUUAAAUAAAGUGAUAGCAUACGUGGUGAAUAUACAGUAUAUUGGGAAGAAUACAUGCAUUUUAUUUGUCUACUUAUGUAAAGUUUAAGCUUAAAUUUAACAUGCAGAUUCCACAAUAUUGUUUUACUCUAAUAGAAGACAAUAGCUAUCUGUUCAAAUGGAACAAUUGUGUAUUUUCUCCAAUAGUUGCCCAGCCCUUGUUUCAAAUGAGUCAUAGACUUUGUGAAAUACUUUGUAUUUGAUUAUAGAAGUCGUGUUAUAGACUAUAGAGAAAUGGCACUUCCAAUUAAUAAAAAUGGCCUGAAGGUAA